CGUGGUCCAGCAUCACUCACUUGCGCUCGACAAAUGACUUCAGAUAGCGGCGAAGAGAAGACAGCAGAAGAAGGCACGAUGACGAUAGAUGAGAGAAAAGCAAAAAUGGAGCAGCUAAGAGCGAAGAUGCGUUCAACAACGAAAGCGAAUCGCGCCUCCCUCAUUGAAGAGUCUUCCAAAGCCAAGAUGACAGCGAGGGAUACUGCACGGCUAGAACGACAGCGGAAACUUGCAGAGGUGCUGCGCACGCAGGCUGAAGCUGAGGAUCGGGGAGAGGAUGUGGAACGGCAGAAGAAUUGGGAAUGGACGAUAGAAGAGAAUGAUAAUUGGGAAAAGAAAAAAGCGAGGAAGGCACGGAGAGCGGACUAUGAGUUUCACGAUGAUGUUCACGCGGCUCGACGGCGCUACAAGAAAGACCUUGACCUUAUCAAACCCGACCUCGUUGCAUACAACCGACAGAAAGAAGCCGUGCUGGGAUUGGCACCAGGGUCUCUUUCAAAGUCUGGGAGCAGCACGCCAUCAUCAUCUGCUCUCACAACCUUCCAUCCUUCAGGCGGACAGGUGGUUCCAUCUGAACAACGGAUGGCUGCAGAGAGCUUUUACCGAGAUGCCAAUACUCUGCUGUACGCCGACAACAAGCCUACUGAAGAUGCCAUCGAUAGAGUGGUUGGCAAGAUCAACAGAGAUAUUGACAAGAAGGGCAAAUUCUCGCGAAAGAGACUCAAUGAGGAUGAGGGCGACAUUACCUACAUCAAUGAGCGGAAUCGGGUGUUCAACAAAAAGAUUGCGCGGUACUAUGACAAAUAUACCUCCGAGAUUCGGGCUAGUUUCGAGCGGGGAACAGCACUAUGAUCAUGGACCGCAACAAUGCUAUUUAAUCCCCUCGCUGCACAUGUACUCAGACCAUAUACAUCUACUCAAGUACUCGCAUCCUGUAACAUUAUUAAGAUUUAUACUAUUGACACUGCACGACACAACUCGGGA
Messenger RNA from Suillus subalutaceus, 984 nucleotides. Its product is annotated as SYF2 splicing factor-domain-containing protein. The transcript has 6 exons. Bases 34 to 852 code for a protein of 272 amino acids. Gene Ontology annotation, cellular component: Prp19 complex; post-mRNA release spliceosomal complex; catalytic step 2 spliceosome. The record is from RefSeq and is a predicted model, not a curated record. NCBI's taxonomy places the organism in Eukaryota, Fungi, Basidiomycota, Agaricomycetes, Boletales, Suillaceae.